Rotaria sordida is the source of this 1692-nucleotide messenger RNA. Lineage: Eukaryota; Metazoa; Rotifera; Eurotatoria; Philodinida; Philodinidae. The record is from the annotation of a GenBank genome assembly.
AUGAUUUCUCAUUUAUCACGUAUACAUAUUAAUUUCUUCUUGAUACGAACAUCAAUUCUUAAUCGUAGAUUAUCAACUAUUGAUAUUAACGACGAAGAUUAUUCACUUUCAACAAUAAUGACCGAUAAUGUACAAGUAAAAGAAGGCAAAGCAAAUAUUCAUUUACCCGAGGGUGCUGUUUUUUAUAAUCCAGCUCAAGUAUUUAAUCGUGAUUUAAGUGUAGCUUGUCUUCGUCUUGUUUCAAAAUAUCAUCAUGAAAAUGAAUGUAAAAAAAUUAAAAAGAAUGAUCCGAAUGCAACUUGUAUACCAUUUGAUCAAUUAUCUGCUGGUGUACGACAAGAGAAUGGAUUGAAAAUUGCCGAAGCAUUAUCAGCUACAGGACUACGAUCUAUUCGAUAUGCACGUGAAAUUCCAGGUAUUGAUACAAUCUAUGCAAAUGAUAUUGAUGCAGGAGCAGUUGAAUCAAUAAAACAAAAUAUUGAUUCAAAUGAUGUAAAACAUCUUGUUCAAGCAAGUCAUGAUGACGCUAUGAAUCUAUUAUACAGUCAUAGAAAAGUAGAUCGUCAAUUUCAUGUUGUAGAUUUAGAUCCAUAUGGUACACCAGCACAAUUUUUAGAUGGAGCAGUACAAUGUAUUAAAAAGAAUGGUGUUCUUUGUAUAACAGCUACUGAUAUGGCAUCAUUAUGUGGAAAUAAUCCUCAUAGUUGUUAUUCCAAAUAUGGAUCAAUACCAUUACAUCAACCAUUUUGUCAUGAAUUUGCACUUCGUAUGAUACUUUAUACAUUACAUAUGCAAGCUGCUCGUUAUGAUCGAAUAAUUGAACCAUUAUUAUGUAUGUCUAUUGAUUUUUAUGUACGUCUUUUUGUACGUAUUGGUUAUGGAUCUGCUAAAGCGCAAAGUCAAUUAGGUGAAAUAGCAACAGUAUACAAUUGUGUCUAUUGUAGUUCAUUUUUUUUUCAACCCUAUGGACAAGCAUCACUUGAUGAACGUGGUAAUGCAAAAUUUAAAUAUGCACAUGGACCACCAGUAGGCACAAAUUGUUCACAUUGUGCGUCGAAUCUUCGAGUGGGUGGUCCAAUUUGGCUUGGACCUUUAUUUGAUCAUUCUUUUGUUAAUGAACUUAUUACAUCAAUUGAACAAGCACCUGAAGAUAGUUAUGCCUAUCGAGAUCGAAUGUUAAGUAUGUUAUAUGUUGUAAAAGAAGAAUUACCUGAUCCAUUAUAUUUUGAUAAUGGAAAGCUCGCUCGUGUUAUGCAUACACAUAUUCCACAAAAUAAACUUAUCAAAUCAGCUUUAUUAAAUGCUGGUUAUCGUGUAUCAACAUCUCAUGCUCGUCAAGAUUCAAUAAAAACUAAUGCACCACAUCAUAUUGUUUGGGACAUAAUGCGUGCAUUUGCUGAACAAUCAUCAACAAAACGUGCAACUACAGAACGAUUAAAUACUGAUUCAUCUUAUUAUCAUCUUUUAACAAAACCAUCAACAAUUCAAGUAGAUUUUACUGAACAUCCUGAUUGGGAAUCAGAAGCUAGAAAAAAUAAAUUAAUACGUUUUAUGGGUAAUCCACAUGCAAGAUGGGGGCCACUAGGAAAAGCUGUAACAAAGAAAAAACGUUCAAAUGAUGAUAAUGAUUCUAUACCCAACAAAAAACAAACAAAAUCUGAUGAAGACUCAUCAACUGAAGAAAAUCUGUGA